This is a messenger RNA of Malus domestica (apple), 3661 nucleotides long. Its product is annotated as putative receptor-like protein kinase At3g47110. Gene Ontology annotation, molecular function: protein binding; ATP binding; protein kinase activity. Gene Ontology annotation, biological process: protein phosphorylation. Lineage: Eukaryota; Viridiplantae; Streptophyta; Magnoliopsida; Rosales; Rosaceae. The record is from RefSeq and is a predicted model, not a curated record.
UUGGUUUUCAGAAAGUGUUUGCUGUAUAGGACAAUGGCGAGAACUCGUUCCCUCUUGUCGAUAGCGUUGUUGCUCGUCCUGAGCUGUUGUAUGUAUCUGCGGAACUCAUUAAUAGGCACAGUAGCAGCACAAACCAACAUCAGCACAGACCAAGCUGCUCUUCUUGCUUUCAAAGCCCAUAUAACUAGUGACCCCCGAAACAUAUUGACCACCAACUGGUCUACCACGAAUUCCAAUAUCUGCAACUGGGUUGGCAUUACUUGCGGUGUAAGCCACCUUAGAGUCACAACCGUGAAUCUGUCUUACAUGGGUCUCAGAGGCUCUAUUCCUCCUCACCUAGGCAACCUCUCAUUUCUUGUUCAGCUGGAAUUCAGAAACAACAGUUUCCAUGGUACCUUGCCACCAGAAUUGUCUCGUCUACGGAGGUUGAAGUUGAUUAGGUUCAGCUUUAACGACUUUAUAGGAACAAUUCCAUCAUGGUUCGGGCUCUUAUCUGAACUUCAAACCUUCGAUUUGUAUGGUAAUCAAUUUUCAGGUUUCAUACCGAAUGCCAUCUUCAACUUAUCUGCACUGCAAGUACUUGAUCUAAGAAACAACCAGCUAUCUGGUAGCAUACCAAGAGAUGUCGGGAAGUUAAAAAUGUUGAAGGAGAUAUCACUUGGAGACAACGAUUUCACAGGUAGAAUACCAAGAGAAAUCGGGAACUUAACCAUGCUGAAGAAUAUAUACCUUGACUUUAACAUGUUCGAAGAAAUUCCAAACUUGAUUGGUAGUAAAGAUCAGGUGGAGAAGUUGUACGUGCAGGCUAAUGCCCUAAAAGGACCUGUUCCUUUGGCUGUCUUCAACAUGUCUUCUUUGAAAAUUUUGGCUCUAACAGCAAACUACUUGACUGGUAGCAUUCCGGACGAUUUAUGUCAGCAUCUUCCAAGUAUCCAGAUCUUGAGUUUGGCUCGCAACAAACUUGAUGGUCCACUUCCAUCCAAAUUAUGGCAAUGCAAAGAGCUUCUCCAGUUCUCUUUAGACUAUAACAACUUCAGUGGAAGCAUACCAAAAAGCAUCGGGAACUCUACCCAGUUAGAAAGGAUUGGCAUUAGCUACAACAACUUGACAGGUACCAUACCAGAUGAGAUUGGUCAUCUUAAAAAUUUACACAGAUUGUCACUGCAUGUUAAUAAUCUCCAUGGCCCCAUCCCAUCCACAAUAUUCAAUAUGUCCAAGAUCACAACUAUUUCUCUUCCUGAAAAUCAACUCUCAGGCAACCUUCCUGCAUACAUAGGUCUUGGGGUCCCAGACCUACAAAUGUUUUAUGUAGGUGGCAAUCAACUCACUGGAGCAUUUCCCAACUUUAUGUCCAAUGGUUCUAAGCUCACAAGUCUAGAUAUGUCCAAGAACUCAUUUUAUGGGUUUAUUCCAACCAAGCUCUGUCUCUUGAAAACCCUUGAGUAUCUUAGCUUAGGCACAAAUAAUUUGGCGAUUGAUACUUCAACUCCAGAAGUAAACAUCCCUUCUUGUUUUGCUAAUCUCACAAAUCUUCGGGGAUUCCAUUUAUCAAAUAAUCCAUUAAACACCACUCUUCCGGUUUCCUUUGGAAGUAUCUCUACAUUGCUUGAACAUCUUGAUAUAAGCAAUUGCAACUUGAGGGGUAACAUUCCAAGCGAUAUUGGAAACUUAAGCAACCUGAGAGUCUUGGACUUGGGAGACAAUGAAUUCGGUGGGUCAAUUCCAACUUCUGUGGGAAGAUUAGGGAAGCUUCAAGGUUUGUAUUUGAAUGAUAACAAGUUGCAAGGAUACAUCCCAUAUGAACUUUGUCAACUCGACAAUGUGGCUGAACUACUUUUGGGUGGUAAUCAACUCUCUGGUUCUAUACCUUCCUGCUUAGGUAAUUUAGCCAAAAGAUUUAGAGUUCUAUCCUUGCAGUCCAAUUUCUUAUCUUCCACAAUACCAUCUACCUUGUGGGAACUGACAGAUAUCUUGUACCUAAACUUGUCAUUUAAUUCUCUAUUUGGACCUCUCUCAGAAGAUAUUGGAAAAUUGAAAGUUGUGACAAUUGUUGAUUUGUCAAACAACAAUUUAUCUGGUAUUCUACCAAGUAGCAUUGGCCAACUUCAGAAUUUGCUUAAACUUUCACUGUCAACUAAUGGUAUAGAAGGCCCCAUUCCCAUUACACUUGGAAAGAUGACAAGCCUAGAACAGUUGGAUUUAUCCAAAAACAAUCUCUCCGGAGUGAUUCCAAAGUCUCUAGAAGCACUCUCUCAUCUCAAGAAUCUAAAUUUGUCUUCCAACAGACUGCAAGGUGAAAUUCCAACAGGUGGACCUUUCCAAAACUUCUCUGCCCAGUCAUUUGUUUCAAAUGCUUUACUCUGUGGUGUCCCCCGCUUGCAAGUUCCACUCUGCAAAAGUCGUACAGACCGCAAACCACAUUCAAAGAAAGCUGGUACAUCUACCUUGAAAUAUAUUAUUCCAGGAUUCAUUUCAGCAAUAAUCCUAGUGGCAAUUGCUUUAAUGUUGAUACGACGUAGGAAAAAGAAUGUGCAAGUUGUAACAAGUACUACCUGGUCACCUGAAUUUUUUUGGAGAAGCAUUUCACGCUUAGAACUUGUAAGGGCGACAAAUGGAUUUCAUGAAAGCAACUUACUUGGCGCUGGGGGUUUUGGUUCGGUAUAUAGAGGUACACUUUCAGAUGGGAUACAUGUUGCAGUAAAGGUUUUCAAUUUACAGGUGGAAGGGGCUUUCAAGAGUUAUGAAAGGGAAUGUGAAAUGCUAAGCAAUAUUCGCCACCGAAAUCUUAUCAAAAUCAUUAGCUGUUGCAGUCAAAUUGAUUUCAAAGCCAUGAUACUAAACUACAUGCCUAAUGGGAGCCUCGAGAAGUGGUUGUAUUCUCAAAACUCAUCUUUGAAUAUCUUACAGAGGUUGAACAUAAUGAUAGAUGUUGCAUUGGCAUUGGAAUACCUACAUGGUUAUUCAAUACCUGUUGUCCAUUGUGACGUGAAGCCAAGCAAUAUACUCCUAGAUGAAGAUAUGGUUGCACAUGUUGCUGAUUUUGGCAUUGCAAAGCUAGGUGGAGGAGAUUAUGUUACCCAUACCAUGACCCUAGCCACAAUUGGAUAUAUGGCACCAGAGUAUGGAACAGAAGGAAUUGUUUCGACAAGAGGGGACGUGUACAGUUUCGGUAUUGUACUCAUGGAGACAUUUACAAAAAGAAAACCAACAGAUGAGAUGUUUGUUGAGGAAAUGAGUUUAAAGCAAUGGGUUUCAAAUUCACUAUUAUCAGAUGCAUUAUCUACAGUUGUGGAUGCUAAUUUGCUUGGGAUGCAUCAAGAAGAUCAUGACUUUGAGACCUGUAAUGAUUGUUUAUCAUCCAUAAUGAGAUUAUCCCUUGCUUGUGCGGCCGAAUCACCGGAAGAGAGGAUAAACAUGCUAGAAGCUGUAUCCACACUCAAGAAAAUCAAGAUGAAGAUUCUGGAGAACGCUGCCAGAGGUGUGCGUUUAAAUCUUCCAGUGCUUCCUGUCUAGGUUGGAUAAAUUGUAUCAUUCUCUCCAAUAGAACAUACUAGUUUUCGUUUCUGUAAAUUUUAAAUGGAAAUGAGUUUGGUGUAUUCGUUGAGUAUUUUGUUCAUGGAACAAUGGUUGUGAUUUAAUCAAAAUUGUUCUUGUAUCAUUA